This is a messenger RNA of Lotus japonicus, 1257 nucleotides long. RefSeq names its product replication protein A 70 kDa DNA-binding subunit C-like. NCBI's taxonomy places the organism in Eukaryota, Viridiplantae, Streptophyta, Magnoliopsida, Fabales, Fabaceae. The transcript is spliced from 5 exons. The coding region runs from base 473 to 1237 and encodes 254 amino acids. The record is from RefSeq and is a predicted model, not a curated record.
UUAAGUCUUAAUGUAUCGUUCCAAACACUCUGCAGAUUAGGUUUCCCCUUUUCAUCUUCCGUCAAAAAAGCAAUUCCUUCGUUCUUCUCUCUUCUCUUUCACGGGAAUUCUGAAUUGUUCUUUGAUUAUUGAAUUUUAUUUAUCAAUUGUUGAUUACCAUGGAGAUGACUCAUGUUCAACUCCAAUUUAUUCGUGAAAGCUGGCAGUGGUGGUGGUUGAAAAACUUUUUUGUUGGGUCCAGGUUAUGUAUUACUUUUUGGGUUUUAAACUAUGCUGUGUGAUAUGAAGAACUUUAUGGUAUGUGGUUUUACUUUUUGCGAAAGUAGCAGUUGCUGAAAAACUUUUGGUGAAUCAAGUAAUAUGUCUGACAGACCUUCUUUGAGGGCUAUAUAAGAGGUUCCAUUUGUCAUUUGGUAUUGUCGAAAACAAAGGUUCUUAUUUGUAAGUUUGUUUUCAAUCUACUCUGAUUCUGAUGACUUCUUCUGUUUCAAUCGAUUCUGUGUUGGCUCUUUGUCCUCCAAACCAUAACUGGAGGAUUAAGGUUAGGGUGGUGAGAUUGUGGAUUGCUGAUUCCUACACGGGAGAUAACAAACCUGUGUCAAUGGAGCUGAUAUUGGUGGACCAAUAUGGCGGAAAGAUUCAAGCUUCAAUUAGGAAAAUUUUGUUUAGGAAGUGGGCUGAGGUUAUAGUUGAAGGAAAUAUGUAUGUGAUGACAUUUUUCCAUUUGAUUCCAAAUAUGGGUUCCUACCGCCCCACUGAACAUGGCUUUAGGAUCUUAUUUAAUAACAAAACCAAUGUCAUUCCAUGUGAGAGUAGUAUCAUACCAAGGUGGGGAUUUACAUUGAAGGAUAGUGAAGCUGUUAAUGGAGAUGUUGUGCAGCCUGAGUAUUUAGUUGAUGUGUUGGGUUUGUUGACUGCUGCUUCUGAACUGAGGACCUACAUUAAGGAUGGAAUUUCCACUAGGAUGUUGUUGAUUGAAAUUAGUGAUGAGAAGGGUAAAGUAGAGUGUGCUCUAUUUGGUGAUUAUGCUGAUAUUGUGUCUGAUUUUAUUGCUGCUAAUGCCAAUGAAAAACCCGUUAUUGUGUUCCAGCUUGCCAAGAUCAAAACUUUCAGAGGAAAAAAUGUAUUGCAGAAUGUGAUGAAAGCUUCGAGGGUUAUCUUUAAUCCUGAAAUUGCUGAGGUUAUUAGUUUUAUGGAUAGGUACACGAUAUUUAUGUGGUUCAGUGGUUUAUACUGAUUUCGGGAAUUAAAAUUUGU